AUGCUUCAAAGCAAAUAUGGGGAAAACGCAUAUAUGAGAAAAACGCAUAUAUGGGAAAAACGCAUAUAUGGGAAAAACGCAUAUAUGGGAAAAACGCGUAUAUGGGAAAAACGCAUAUAUGGGGAAAACGCAUAUAUGGGAAAAACGCAUAUAUGGGAAAAGCGCACAUAUGGGAAAAGCGCACAUAUGGGAAAAGCGCACAUAUGGGAAAAGCGCACAUAUGGGAAAAGCGCACAUAUGGGAAAAGCGCACAUAUGGGAAAAGCGCACAUAUGGGAAAAACGCACAUAUGGGAAAAACGCACAUAUGGGAAAAACGCACAUAUGGGAAAAACGCACAUAUAGGAAAAACGCAAAAAUGGGAAAAACGCAAAUAUGGGAAAAACGCAAAUAUGGGAAAAACGCAAAUAUGGGAAAAACGCAAAUAUGGGAAAAACGCAAAUAUUGGAAAAACGCAAAUAUGGGAAAAACGCAAAUAUGGGAAAAACGCAAAUAUGGGAAAAACGCAAAUAUGGGAAAAACGCAAAUGUAGCGAAAGGUAA
Molecule: messenger RNA, 540 nt
Organism: Schistocerca nitens (vagrant locust)
Lineage: Eukaryota; Metazoa; Arthropoda; Insecta; Orthoptera; Acrididae
Exons: 1
Coding region: 1-540 (179 amino acids)
Source: RefSeq, a predicted model, not a curated record